GAACACUAAAAUCUAUGUUUGACAAAUCCACCAAUGAUUCAAGGACUUAUUCUUUUGUUAUGUCUCUCUCUUCAAAGUUCAUCAUUCAGUGAAAUUGGGAUGUGGAAUCUGCUCUUCUGAACCUUAAAGCUUUUGCUUCAAGUCACAGAUCACAGUCACAUAACAUUUUCCAUCAAACAAUUCAAUUUUGCCUCAAAAUCAUGUUGAGAAGGCACUCCCUUAUGAGUUCAACACCAAAACAAGUGUCCCUCUUUUUUGUUAGCCAUUUCCAUUCCACCCUUUUCACUCCAUCACCAAAACAAGUGUUCCAAACCCAUAAUCGUUGGUGGGGUUACCCCAAAAGCUUCAAACCCAGUUUCAACCCCUCCUCACCCUUUUGCAGACACAAAGCCAGCACCUUGCACAGUGGUUCCUCUGUAGAACAAAUUGAACAUGUUGAAGUUGCUGACCGCGAUGUCUGGAUGAAAAUGAAGGAUGAAGCAAGAUUUGAUGUCUCUGUGGAACCCAUCUUGUCAGGUUACUACAACACUUCCAUUCUCUCGCACAAAUCAUUAGAAACGGCGUUGGCCAAUCACCUUGCCGUCAAACUCAGCAAUGCAUCUCUUCCUUGCAGCACCCUUUCUGAUCUUUUUGUCACGGUUUUGGAAACAGAUGAAGCCAUCAUGGCUGCUGUGAAGAGUGAUCUGAUUGCAGUUAAGGAGAGAGACCCGGCAUGCCUGAACCUCGUGCACUGCUUCUUGAAUUUCAAAGGCUUUCUGGCAUGUCAAGCUCACAGGGUGGCUCACAAACUGUGGCUGCAGAGAAGGAAGGUUCUUGCUGUCAUGAUUCAGAACCGGGUUUCUGAGGUUUUUGCGGUGGAUAUUCAUCCGGGGGCAAAGAUUGGAAGUGGGAUUUUGCUGGAUCAUGCAACAGGGAUUGUGGUGGGAGAGACGGCUGUGAUAGGGAACAAUGUGUCAAUUCUGCAUAGUGUGACAUUGGGAGGGACUGGUAAGGUUUGUGGAGACAGGCACCCAAAAAUUGGCGAUGGGGUUCUGAUAGGUGCUGGAACUUGUAUUUUGGGGAAUAUUAAGGUUGGUGAAGGGGCAAAGAUUGGUGCCGGUUCAGUUGUCAUUAAGGAUGUUCCUCCUAGGACUACAGUUGUUGGUAACCCUGCUAAGCUGGUAGGAGGAAAGAACAACCCUGUUAAGUUGGAUAAGAUUCCCAGCUUAACCAUGGACCAUACUUCACAUAUUUCUGACUUCUAUGAUUAUUGUGUUUAGACCUUGAAGUGUAAUGUAGUGUAUUCCUCAAGCAUGCUUUGGAAUUUUGAGUUUAGAAAUGAUUAUGAUUGAUUGGGGUGGCUCUUGUUUGUUAAGAGAGAAUUCAUGUUCUCCUAUUGAUAAUAAUAGGAACGAAAAUAACAAUGAGAGUUGCCUUGAUUA
Messenger RNA from Vigna umbellata (rice bean), 1421 nucleotides. NCBI's taxonomy places the organism in Eukaryota, Viridiplantae, Streptophyta, Magnoliopsida, Fabales, Fabaceae. The record is from RefSeq and is a predicted model, not a curated record.